Molecule: messenger RNA, 718 nt
Organism: Paraphaeosphaeria sporulosa
Lineage: Eukaryota; Fungi; Ascomycota; Dothideomycetes; Pleosporales; Didymosphaeriaceae
Exons: 3
Coding region: 11-682 (223 amino acids)
Source: RefSeq, a predicted model, not a curated record
CGCAUGGGUCAUGCUGAGCAGGUGUCUGCUGCUGAAGCUAGGGAUGAGCAACAGUCCCGGCAGCAGCUUCCUCCCGCCCGAAAUCGUCGAGUGCUUUCAGAGCUUUUCCAUGAUCCAGGGGCUGAAGAGGAUGGACCUCGAUGGCUCGUACCAAUCCGACCUCGUCCUUCUCUCCCACUGGAAGCAAAUAUCCGCCACCCUCCUCCACGCAACAUACGUCACAAACGGCUUCUCCUACUUCGACUCGCGCACCGCGAACAUCGAGCGCGCCCUGCGCGACCUCAACCCCCUGCUUGCCGUGUACUCGGUGACCUCCGGCGCCAGCGACGCCAGCCGUCUCCUCAGUCUCCGCGAGAUUCUAAGGAAAGGUGCAAGACUCGCGUUUACGCUGUUUGGCCAGCCCAGCUUCUGGCAGUUCGACUGGAGCCAGGCUGUCCCGAGCAGCUCCUCCCAAUACCAUCAUGAACCGAGGGAGUUUCUUGGGAAGCGAGCGCCAAGUCUGAAUAGAAACGCGAGCGACGCGUUGAAUACGAGGAAUCUAGUUAUCUGGCCUGCCCUUGUGCGGGUCGUUGACGGCGAGGGGGCGCGCGUGGUGAGGGAGGAUGGGGUCUUGUCUGAGAAGAUCACACUGGAGACUUUGGCGUCGAGAUUCCAGGAUGAUAGUUUUCCUAAGGGCUUGUGACAUGACAUGGUGUUUUUGAUUUUAUCUAGAGAGCUG